GACAUGAUAAAACUGUUAAUAAAUGUUUAGAUGCAUAUCGAGCCAUGACACAUUUUGCUAAAGAAUGCGGAACUGAAUUUCCUAAUACAUUAACUAGCACUACACUCAGGAAACAUAUUGCUACUAUGGGAAUUACUCUUAAUUUAACGGAUACUCAGAUUACAGAUCUAGCUAAUUUUAUGGGCCAUCAUGAAAAAAUACACAAGGAAAUAUAUAGAAAACCAGUAGUGGUUAAAGAUAUUACAGAAGUUUCACAACUUCUAGAAGCUGCACAAGGCAUUAGAGAUUCAGCGAAUAAUUUAAUUGAAGAAAGCGACAGUGAGAUUGAAUAUGAAAAUAAAGACAGCACAAAUGAUGAAAUAUUUGAAGAAACUAAUUCUUUGCAACAAUCGAGCGACAAUUCAGUGUCAACGCCAGUAUAUAAAAAACGUACAAAAACGGAAAUGACAGCGAUACAGAAAAAACGCAGAUCAAAAGGUAAGAAUGAAUGUAUAUUCAAUCAAUCAGUUGAUAAUGUUGUUUGAUACCCAGAUAACCAAACCUGCAAAAGCAGAAUCCCACAGCAAAUCCAUAGCCUACUGUGUCCGCAUUAAGCUCGUGUUCUGUGGGCAGAGACUGCAUUCGACUGAUCUACUCUUUUUCUGCCGCCAAUAUGCUCUCAGAUUUUGUCCAGCAGAUUCUGUACAAAACACAAGUUUAAUGCGGACACAGUAGGCUAUAGAUUUGCUGUGUGGGAUUCUGCUCUUGCAGAUUUGGUUAUCUGUAUAUUGAAUAAUUAUAAAGAAAAAGAUAUUAUAUAUAUGUAUUGUAGAAGUGUGUUUUACUUUUACAUACGCAGACGCAUUUGCGGUCCCUAUUAAGCGAAUAAAUUGGACACAAGAGGAGAAGACAGCUGUAUUAGAAGCAUUUAAAAAACAAGUACAAACUGAUACACUUAUAACUGGAAAAGAAAUGCAGAAUCUUAUAUCUUCUACACCAUGUUUGUCUAAACGAACAGUUCCUCAAAUGA
Monomorium pharaonis (pharaoh ant) is the source of this 1009-nucleotide messenger RNA. RefSeq lists its product as uncharacterized. The transcript is spliced from 2 exons. Bases 45 to 524 code for a protein of 159 amino acids. The record is from RefSeq and is a predicted model, not a curated record. NCBI's taxonomy places the organism in Eukaryota, Metazoa, Arthropoda, Insecta, Hymenoptera, Formicidae.